This is a messenger RNA of Gorilla gorilla gorilla (western lowland gorilla), 2060 nucleotides long. RefSeq names its product GATA binding protein 5 (gene GATA5). The coding region runs from base 132 to 1325 and encodes 397 amino acids. Lineage: Eukaryota; Metazoa; Chordata; Mammalia; Primates; Hominidae. Gene Ontology annotation, molecular function: zinc ion binding; DNA-binding transcription factor activity, RNA polymerase II-specific; RNA polymerase II cis-regulatory region sequence-specific DNA binding. The transcript is spliced from 7 exons. Gene Ontology annotation, cellular component: nucleus. Gene Ontology annotation, biological process: positive regulation of transcription by RNA polymerase II; cell fate commitment; negative regulation of transcription by RNA polymerase II. The record is from RefSeq and is a predicted model, not a curated record.
GGCGGCGCGGAGGGGGCUGCGGAGCCUCAGCGGCCCGGGCUUCCAGUCUUCGGCCCGCCGGUCGCCGACCCACCGCCACCGCCGUGCCCUCCCGCCCUCCCUGCCCGCUGGUCAAGACCACGCCUGGGAGGAUGUACCAGAGCCUGGCGCUGGCCGCGAGCCCCCGCCAGGCCGCCUACGCCGACUCGGGCUCCUUCCUGCACGCUCCGGGCGCCGGCUCUCCGAUGUUUGUGCCGCCGGCGCGCGUCCCCUCGAUGCUGUCCUACCUGUCCGGGUGUGAGCCGAGCCCGCAGCCCCCCGAGCUCGCUGCGCGCCCCGGCUGGGCGCAGACAGCCACCGCGGAUUCGUCGGCCUUCGGCCCGGGCAGCCCGCACCCGCCAGCCGCGCACCCGCCCGGGGCCACCGCCUUCCCUUUCGCGCACAGCCCCUCGGGGCCCGGCAGCGGCGGCAGCGCGGGGGGCCGAGACGGCAGUGCCUACCAGGGCGCGCUGUUGCCUCGAGAACAGUUCGCGGCCCCGCUUGGGCGGCCGGUGGGGACCUCGUACUCCGCCAGCUACCCAGCCUACGUGAGCCCCGACGUGGCCCAGUCCUGGACUGCCGGGCCCUUCGAUGGCAGCGUCCUGCACGGCCUCCCAGGCCGCAGGCCCACCUUCGUGUCCGACUUCUUGGAGGAGUUCCCGGGUGAGGGUCGUGAGUGUGUCAACUGCGGGGCCCUGUCCACACCGCUGUGGCGCCGAGACGGCACCGGCCACUACCUGUGCAAUGCCUGCGGCCUGUACCACAAGAUGAAUGGCGUCAACCGGCCGCUCGUUCGGCCUCAGAAGCGCCUGUCCUCGUCCCGCCGCGCCGGCCUCUGCUGCACCAACUGCCACACGACCAACACCACGCUGUGGCGGCGGAACUCGGAGGGGGAGCCCGUGUGCAACGCCUGCGGCCUCUACAUGAAGCUGCACGGGGUGCCGCGGCCUCUGGCUAUGAAGAAGGAAAGCAUCCAGACACGGAAGCGGAAGCCAAAGACCAUCGCCAAGGCCAGGGGCUCCUCAGGAUCCACAAGGAAUGCCUCGGCCUCCCCAUCUGCUGUCGCCAGCACUGACAGCUCAGCAGCCACUUCGAAAGCCAAGCCCAGCCUGGCGUCCCCAGUGUGCCCUGGGCCCAGCAUGGCCCCCCAGGCCUCUGGCCAGGAGGAUGACUCCCUUGCCCCCGGCCACUUGGAGUUCAAGUUCGAGCCUGAGGACUUUGCCUUCCCCUCCACAGCCCCGAGCCCCCAGGCUGGCCUCAGGGGGGCUCUGCGCCAAGAGGCCUGGUGUGCGCUGGCCUUGGCCUAGGUCCCCAGGCCAGCCCAUGUCAUGGGAACAGCCCGGAACAGACCACCCACUGAGUCACCUCCGUGCCUGCUUUGCUCCAGCACAGCAGAGACCAGCAGGCCCCCCAACCCAGACACUGGGUCUGCUGGAGUCUCCACACAGUGGUGGGGAGGCCUUCUGGACAGACGGCAGUCAGGCCCCAGAGCAAAAAGGCUGGUGAGGAAAGGGCUCAGCUUCCCACCCCACGUACAGCAGGGGACUCCCCAGGUGCGGCCCAAGGCUCCGGACCACACUGGCCCCCUGUGGCAGAGGCCAACGCAGGGCACCACCACCAACUUGAAUUCCGUCAUCAACACUCACCGUCAAUAUGUUUACAAGUUGUAGCAGUUGGGGAAAAACCGUCAACCUCCCAGUGUAAAACCAAGAUUCCCAGUGAAGCACCUGAGGCCAAGCAGGGGAGAGGAAUGAGGGGAGCAGCUGGACAUGGGCCUCCUGAGGACUCGGGGCUGUCCUUCAUUGCCCACAUGGAUAGACGGAGCUGUGGUGCAGAGAACUUUUCCCGCAACGGGUGCAGGACUGCCAGGGAUCAGAGUGCGGGCCGCGCACGGUGCCAGGAUUCCGCCAAGGGAAGCCGCUCACGUUGCAGUCAUCACAGACUUAACGCACUUGUUUGGACAGUUUUUCCAGAGGGGAUGGGAAAGGGCCUUGUUCUAGCUGAAUCUGUGUAUCAUGACCAUUUCUGACAGGCAGAGUGAA